AUGCAGCCCACCCGGUGGUUGAUUGAGCCUCAUGGGAAAGUGCGGCUCCUCUUGAAGUUCUUCUCGGAGGACAUUGGAACGUACCAGGCUGCGCUUUGCUUCGAGGUGGUUGGAGGAAUCAACAACAACGCGCCGGUCUCGAUUGCAGCUUCAGGGAUCACGGCCUUCCCAGGCAUCAGCAGUGACCCACGCAAUGUCUUCACCCGGCGGGCGAAGAUGAAGCCAGCAAGUGGAUAUGCUUCGAAGCAGUUCAUACUCUCAACCGGCGUCUUCGAGUUUGGGCCACUACUCAUCGGCCGCAGCGCAGAUUCCCGGGCAGAUGCUGCGUCAGAUCCACACGUGAAGCAGCAUGUAGAGAACUUCCGCAUCACCAACAACUCCCUGUUCAAGGCAGACGUGGCUUUCGCUCUGGCCUCGGCUUCAGCGCCACCGGCUGAAGACCCUGGGAAGAAGCCUCCUGGACUGCCGGCCGUGGAAAAACAUCGGCUGAUAUUUCAUCGAGGCAUAGGAGGGAAGAAAGGGGAGGCGGCGCCCACAGCCUUCGAGGCCAGGGCUCUUCAGCACGAGGCGAAGUCUUUUCUCUCCGGGGCAGCGGAUGAGUACCCUUUCUUGGUAGAGCCCUCCGAGCUGGAGCUGGAGGUGGGGGAGACCAAGGAGCUGAAGGUCUCCUGCUUCCCGGUCAAGGAGGGGACAUACACCGACACCAUCAUCGCCAAGAUCACGGACAACCCGGAUCCCGUGGAGUUUGCCAUCGCCGCCAUCGGAUCCCUCCCCAAGGUGACUUUGGACACCACGGAGUUGGACUUCGACCGCAUUCUCGUCAAGCAGCGCAUGUCCAACGGGAUAAAGGUGGCCAACGUCUCCGCCGUGCCCGUGAAGUGGCGCUUGGAGGCGGCCAACGCCGUCCCUGAAGCCUUCGAGAUCGAGCCCAUGGAGGGCUGGGGCCUUGGAAUCCUUGCGGUUGCAGAGGAGAAGCACGUGGUGGUGGUUUUCCGGUCUGAUACCGCGUGCUCGCACAAGUUCGGCCUCUCCCUGCAGAUCUCAGACACGGAAGGUCUGCGAAAAUUUGAGAACGCAGCUGAGAUCCAGGUAAUGGCAGAGGCCUUCGUCGUGGACGUGGUGCCAGAAUUUCCCAACAAUGGUGUGGGUCUGGACUUCGGAGAUGUGCGAGUUGGAGCAACUGUGGAGCAGACUUUCAAUGUGGCGAACAACGGCAAGUACCCCGUAAACUUUGAUAUUAAGAUCCGGCGCAGAGCCAUCCAAGACAUAAUGAAGAUUGACUAUGGCACUCCUCCGGAGGAGGGCAAGUUCCCAGAGCUGCAGCCCGGACAGAAACAAGCCAUCAAGGUGUCGGUGGUCGCACCGGUAGCAAUGCAGUGCCCGGAGCCGAAGCGAUUUGCCCGGACGGGCAAAAACGAGGAGCUGGAAUUGUUGGUCUACGAAGCCAAGACAGGUGAGCGUGUGCAACUGGAGACACCUCUCAUCCCGCUGACCCUGCGGGCAGUGCACAACUCCUUCAACCUCGCGCCACCUCGAGGUUUGAGCUUCGGUCCUGUGAAGAUCGGGGAAUCGAACACCCGGGAGUUUGAGAUCUACAAUGACGGCCCCUUCAAAUUCGAUUGGUUCAUCUUUGAUGCCACGAACAUGAAGAUUGGCACAGAGGACAUGAAGAAACCGGAGAAGGGGGAGCUUUUGGUGGGAGACUUCAAGAUCGUCCCCGCAGAAGGUUCCUUGGCUCCUCAAGACAAAGUGAAGAUCGUGGGGACCUUCACGGCCACGGAGCCAAAGUUCUGUGAGCACAAGAUCGGCAUCCACGUGGAUGGCCUGCCAGAUGACUCCCGGUCCGGAGGAGGCAGUCGGGAUGAUGCCUUUGCUGGCGACGCUGGUGACAAGGGCUUCCGGGAAUACAUCCUGACGGCCCAGAGUUGCACGCCAGGCAUCGACACGGAGAACAUGCAGUCCAUGUUCGAGGAGCAGUUCGUGGCACCCACGCUGGAAGAUGCCAUCGCGACUGCGGGACGCGUGGACAUCCGCGCCUUCGAUGAGGAGGCCCGCUACUUCUCCUUCGGCCCCGUCUCACUGCAAGGGCCAUCUGACCGGCAAGAGCCAGCCAAGUUCCGGAUCACAAAUCCGCCCCUUGGCCCUCAUGCCUGGAACAGAUGGAUCAUGAUGUUUGACAUCAAGCCAACGAUAGCUCCAACUGGUAAAGAAGUACCCGUGCUUCCUUUCGAGCUCUCGAACCAGGAGUUGCACAUCCCACCGCACGAGUAUCGUUAUGUGAAGGUGCGCUUCACGCCUCAGGGCCUCCAGUGCUAUUCUGCAAUCUUCGAGGCGACCGUCCCAGAAGGGAAGGACGGAGCCAGUUGUAACCUUUUUGACAUUGAGGGCGGGGGGGAGUUGGAGGGCAGGCACCAGAAAUGCAUUCUCGACCAGCUUUCUUCCCUGGAGAUGCGAGGAGACGGCACCGUUCCCAGCAUUUCCAUGACGGGCCCUACGCUCUUCGGGGACGAUGGUGGGCAGUAUGACUUCGGCAAGCUUCGGCUGGGAAAGACGCAAGUGGUGGAAUUCACUCUGGCCAACCAGGGUGUGAUCCCAGCGACCGCGCGAUGUGAUCUCACGCCGAACCCUCACUUCACGGUGAGUUGUGCCCGGAGCAUUCCUUUGGAGCCCAAGGCAACGCAGAAAUUCCAAGUCACCUUCUGCCCCACGGAGUCGGGAAGCCACAGCACCUUUCUCAAGCUUCACACCCUGCACAACUCUUUCGAGGACAUGAAGCUCACCUUCGUGGGCCAGGGCUACGUGGAGGAUGUGUCCUGGGAACUCCCUCCCAGUGACAGCUCACCAGAGGGCGCGGCGCAGGAUGACUCGGACGUGCUCCGACUGGGCGAGACCUGCGUUGGCAGCGAGAAGGCCGAGGGAGUCGUGAGCUUCCAGCUGAACAACUCCGGAAAAAAUGUCCUGCGCUUUCAGUUUCCUGAGACCCUGCCGGCACCACUGUCAGACUGUCUGCAGAUCACUCCAUCUGUGGGGCAUAUACUGCCUGGCAUGAAGAAGUCGAUCAGCUUCACGUACCGCCCAACCGAGAGCAUGCAGGCAGACGUGCCCCUGCCGGUCCAAGUCGCUGGCAUCACUCAGGAUGGCGAUGUCCAGGACUGGGAUGACACUCGCAUGGAGGAAGUGGAGGGAGAGGAGCCUGCCGCGGUCUCCGAGCCUGCACAUGCGGUGGUGGAAGGCACAGCUCGCGAAAUGCCGCUGAGGAUCCUGGCGGCGGCGGACCAGAUGGCUUACGACUGCGGGACGGAGCGGAUACACUUCAGUCCGACCGUCCUCUUCCAGACCCGGCUGCAUCGCUUCACAGUAGCAAACCCUUCGAAGAUUGCGCUUCCGUACAACUGGCGAAUCCUUCCAGCGAGUGGUGCAGAUGCCUCGACUGGGUCGCAAGCAUAUGCCAUCACGCCCGUUCGAGGUACGAUUGCAGCGGGCAGCGCCCAGGAGUUCCAGAUUCGGUUUGCGCCGAAGGAGGUGCACGACUUCGCCGGGAUUCUGGACAGUCGGAUGCCGAUCCAGGAUCCGCUUCGCAUCCGCUUGCAAGCUUCUGCUCUGCGACCCUGGUGCCACUUCGAGGUCCCCAACAGCGACUACAGAUCACGACGUCAAGCGGAGACGCCUCUGGAUCCGAAGUACCAGGUCAUUGAGUUCGAGUCGCUGGGCACGCGGGUACGGAACACCAAGCGGUUUUAUGUGCUAAACCCCACCUCCGACACCUACGAGUUCCACUGGAUGCCCGAAGAGUCUGACAAGAGGGAGACUGAGGACCCCUUCCGUUGCCUCACGAAGCGGGGCACCAUCCUCCCCGGGAAGAAGUACGAGAUGCUUUUCGAGUACUUGCCAGCAGACACGGAGAUCCACGAGUCGCGGUGGCUCUUCUCCGUGCCCGGCAAGCAGGCCUCCCAAGCCUUCGUCCUGGUGGGAACGGUGAAGGAACCGCGGAUGGGAUUGGAUCGCCCCUGCAUCAAGUUCAACCGUCUUCUGCUUGGUGGCAAAGCGAUCGAGAAGGUCUGCAUCGUCAACAAGGAGCAUCUGCCCUUCAGCUUUGCCUUCGACCAUAAGAGCUACGAAGCGGACGGGCCGGCGGCGAUCUCCCUGUCCCCGGACUCUGGCGUUGUUGGCCCCGGUGCAUCCUUCCCGAUCGAAGUGAAGUUCUCUCCGAACGAGGAGCGCUUCUUCAAUUACAAUGUUGUGUGCAACAUCAAGCGCAAGGAGAAGCCCCUCCUCCUGAACAUCAAAGGAGAAGGCUACAAAAUCCACACGAAGCUCGUUCUGGAGGAAGCAGAUCGAGAAGGCAGAGUUCUACACCCUGGCGUCAAGGAACUUCUGGACUUUGGGGAUAUGCAGGUGCAGGAGAGGCAAAGCUUCACUUUGAAGCUCAGCAGCCCAACCUUCGAGCGGGAUCACGCGGCAGCGGCAGAAGCAGCAGAUGAGCAAGUUGCCGUGAGCUACGACUUCAUCUGGCAACUGCGCAGCGCGACCGGCCGGCUGAUGACCCCACAGGCGGAGGUGCCACCCUACCUGACGAUUACGCCUGUGCACGGGGUGGCGACACAAGAUGGCGAGACCGUCAUCACCAUCGAGUACUCGCCCACCGAUGCACACAAGUUGGAUGGGGCCUCCCUGCGAAUGCUCAUCCCCUCAGGCCCUGACGAUGCCAGCUACACCCUGGGCCUGGCCGGCCGUGCCUACAGGCCGAUGCUGGAUUUCUCCACGCAGAACCACGACUUCGGGCCCUGCUUCGUCAAGCGAACCGCGGCCAGCGCCGGCGAGCCCUCCCAAGGGAAAACGCCUCUGGAGCGGCUGGACCUCACCGUCACCAAUCGAGGCAUGACGGACUGUUGGCUCUCCACGACCUUCCAGCGAACGAGCUAUCUGGAUGUGCAGCUGCCGGCAUCCAUGGUGGAAGCUGGUUCGUCCCUUGUGGUGCCAAUUAUCUUUACUCCGAAGGACUACGUCGACUAUCGAGAGUGUAUUGAGUUCGUCGUGAACGACUGCACCAAGUACUACAUAAACCUUCGAGGUCAGGGCUGCCCCCUCCAGCUAGAAGCUGCUUCGUUGGCCAUGCAGAACGUGGACUUCGGUGUGGCUGUUGGCAACACAGGUGUCAGCCGCAGCUUGCGAGUGGUGAACCGGUCGGUGCGGCCUGUGGAGUUCUCCCUUCAAGAUGCUGAUGGCAAGCUGGCCGAGAAGUGCGUCUCCUGGUCCCCGACAAUGCCCGUGAAGCUGAGGCCGAAAGAGCAGACAUCUUUCGAGCUGCGCUACAAGCCCUCCUUCCCAAUGCCGGUCUUCAAGCUGCCGCUGGUCGCCAGCUGCAACUUCGGCAUCGACAUGCAGAUUUGUCACGUCACUGGCAGCUGCCAUGCUGCCGAAGUGCGCUUGUCUGAGCAUUCCCUCCUCUUUGGUGACGUCGUCUUCGGUGCCACAAGUACCAAGCGCGUUCAUCUCCACAACUUCGGAGACUUGGGUGUGAAGUUCCGCUUCGACGUGCCUACGAAGUUGCUGAACACCUUCUCGGUGGAGCCUUCAGAGGGCUAUGCGGCUCCCCGAGACGAUGUCCUUCUCCAGGUGAAGUUCCACCCGCAGAGGUCUGGUGGAUCGGAUUCCCAGCCAAAGCGACUGCGCUGCCUCCUGGAUCCUCCAUACCAGCAGGAGCCAAUCGAGCUCAUCGUCCAGGGAAAUGGCAUGGAACAGCCCGAAGACUCCGCGCUGCAACUGCAGUUCUCGGCCGAAGUGCGAGAGAGGAAAACUCAAGAGGUCACAUUCCCACCUAGCGGGAAGAACACGAGUUCAGAGCCAUGGAAGGUCCGGCCAGUGAUCAACACAGAGAUUCCUGCGGGUGAGACGUUCUUCUCCUGCCCUGGAGAGAUCACAGUGCCGGCCGGAGGGCAGGCGACCAUCCCCAUCACCUACAGGCCCCUCACCAUGACGCGCGCGGCCACAGAGGCGGAUGAAGAUACGUCGCCAGCAAAGGGCAAGAAGAAGGAUCCCGUCCCAGCGAAGCACGUUGGCCGGCUCUUUGCUUCGACGCCGGACGGAAGCGCCUUCGUGUGGACGCUGGAAGGCGUUUCGAACCCUCCCGGCCAAGACAAGAAGCUGACGGCGGAAGUGCAGUGCAAGACGCCACAUGUCCAGAGCAUUCCACUGACCAACUGGCUUCAGCAGAACCAGCGCUUCCAUGUGGAGAUUAACCUGGUGCAACCAGCCGAAGCGACAGAGGAGAUCAAGCUGAAUGGCAUCGGCACCUUUGAUGUGCCGGCAGGACAAGCAAAGGACUACAAGUUCAACGUUUAUGCUUACAGAGAAGGCGCCGCCGUUGUACGGAUUGUCUUCACCAAUCCGAAGACCGACGAAUUUGUUGGUUAUGAGAUCAGCUUCAAGUUUGUGGCGCCGAAAUCCAUCGACACUCUCCGCUUCAACACUGUUUGCCGUCAAGUGGCUACGCGAUCCAUAUCGGUCAUGAACCCACUGUCUUCCGUGGCGAAGUUCAAGUGCCAGGCCACACACCAGGAUUUCCGAUUCUCGCAGAACGAGUUCUCCGUGGCGCCCAACUCAGAAGCCACGGUGGACGUUCUCUUCCGGCCAGUGAUCGUGGGAUCUGGUGAGGCUAAGCUUUCGCUGAGUUCUCCUGAGCUUGGCGACUUCCCGUACACAGUGGAGUACGCGGCCAAAGCCGCAG
Molecule: messenger RNA, 6727 nt
Organism: Symbiodinium necroappetens
Lineage: Eukaryota; Dinophyceae; Suessiales; Symbiodiniaceae
Source: the annotation of a GenBank genome assembly